Molecule: messenger RNA, 495 nt
Organism: Clunio marinus
Lineage: Eukaryota; Metazoa; Arthropoda; Insecta; Diptera; Chironomidae
Source: the annotation of a GenBank genome assembly
AUGUUGAUUGCCAUGAUGGGUAAUACGUAUACGAAAAUUGCUGAGACUAAGAAUGAAUGGCAACGUCAAUGGGCUAGAAUAGUUCUUGUUGUUGAAAGAGGAGUUCCACCUCACGAUCGUUUAAAGAAGUUCAAUGAUUACACACAAAAAAUGGCUGACGGUAGAGCUGCACUUAUAUUGAGAUUGAACAUGACGGAUGAUGAAAAAACAGAAAUGAAGGACAUUUUAGAAAUGAAGCGCAUUCAUGAAAGGAUGUCAAAGAAACGACAAGUCGAACGUGAAGCCCGAUUGAAUAAGUUAGAACUUGAUCGACAACAUGGAUUAGAGAUGAAAGCAAAAGAAAAGCGUUAUUCAAAUGCACAAAAGUUGGAGAAUGCAUUCGAGAAUAAAUGUGAAUUACCUAGAUGUGUACGCUAUAAGUUGAGAGAAGAAGAAAGUGGUACUAACAAGGUAGAUAUGGGAAUGAAAAUGUAUCAACAUAAUUUAGAAAGAUAA